Messenger RNA from Daphnia pulicaria, 1259 nucleotides. It is a transcript of the gene tex, whose product is annotated as THO complex subunit 3-like. Gene Ontology annotation, molecular function: protein binding. Gene Ontology annotation, cellular component: THO complex part of transcription export complex. Gene Ontology annotation, biological process: mRNA export from nucleus. The coding region runs from base 111 to 1067 and encodes 318 amino acids. The record is from RefSeq and is a predicted model, not a curated record. The transcript is spliced from 5 exons. NCBI's taxonomy places the organism in Eukaryota, Metazoa, Arthropoda, Branchiopoda, Diplostraca, Daphniidae.
UGAAAAUGGCGGGACGACCGGCUUCGCUUUAGUUCGUCUGCACACACUGUGUUUUGUUGACACGCGAGUAAAGGUAUAUAAACCAUUUAUUUUUUCAAAAUAAUAAGAAGAUGGCAGUCGCCGAAUUGGAAGAGCUGAAAAAUCAUUUUAAAACUCACACUCGAACGAGGGAAGUCUCUGCACAUUCGGCCAAGGUUCACACGGUUGAUUGGAAUUGCGAUGGAAGACGGUUAGCGUCGGGUUCCUUUGACAAGACGGUGUGCAUUUUUACUAUGGAAAGCGACAGACUGGUUAAGGAGCAAACGUUUGUGGGACACAAUGACAGUGUCGAUCAGCUAUGUUGGCACGAAACCAAUCCUGAUUUACUCAGCACCGCCAGUGGAGACAAAACCAUGAGAGUUUGGGAUGCAAGAGUUAAAAAGAGUGUCGCCACAGUAAACACCAAGGGAGAAAAUAUCAACAUCACGUGGUCACCUGAUGGAAAUUCCAUUGCAGUGGGAAAUAAAGAGGACCUUGUUACUUUUAUUGAUGCCAGAAAUUUUAAGAUUAAAAUAGAACAUCCGUUCAAGUUUGAAGUCAACGAAAUAGAAUGGAACAAGGCCAGCAAUCUUUUCUUUUUGACUAGUGGGCAAGGCUGCAUCCACAUAUUAGAUUAUCCAGAGCUUACGACCGUUCACGUCACACAGGCUCACCCCGCCAACUGCAUUUGCAUCGAAUUCGACCCCACUGGACGGUACUUUGCCACUGGGUCGGCCGACGCCCUAGUCUCUCUGUGGGAUGCCGAUGAAAUUGCUUGUUUGCGCACUUUCUCCAAGUUGGAUUGGCCAGUUCGGACAUUGAGUUUCAGUCACGAUGGGUCCAUGUUGGCGUCCGGGUCAGAGGACUUGUUGAUCGACGUCAGCCACGUAGGUACAGGCGAGCGCGUUAUCAGCAUUCCAGUUGACACGCCAACCUUUACAGUCGCCUGGCAUCCACGCUCUCACCUGCUGGCCUACGCCUGUGACGAUAAAGACGACGGAAACAGAGACGCCGGAACUGUGAAGCUCUUUGGUCUCUCUAACGAGUGAUUAGCCCAUACGAAUCAAAACUAGGAGGUCUCGUGUUUUAUACAGAAUCCAGCUUUUUUUUUUUAAAUUUUUUCACUUGCAGAUUUUCUUGUUUACUCUUGUCAAGAACUAUUUGCCAAGCUUACAAACUUCAACUGUGUUGAGAGAUAUACAAGUAAAAUGGAUCUCAGAUCAGAGAUCUUUUCCAGAAAA